AUGGCUGAGGCGGUAGAUGCCAACGCCGCACCUUCGUUUUGGCAGAAGCUGGACCCCAGCCACGCUUGGUGGCUGUUCCUCGUGAUCUUCAUGAUCGUGAUUUGCAACGCCCUUUUAGGUGUAGUGAGGCUCUACGAGCUACUGAUCAAACGCCACCACAUCGAGAAGUUACGUGCAAUGCCCCCAUCACGAGGGCGCGACGUGGAAGUGGGUAUGGAUGAGGAAAAGGCGGUUCAGAAGAGAGUGAGGAGAGGAGAACGGAGAGGGCGGACUAACCGCAUCGACCUGACGAGUUUGCCGAAUCUCAGCGUAUACGGCAUCAACCUGAUAUCAUUACAUCUCUUAUAUUGCGUUGACCAGUUCGACCUGGAGAAACCCGAUGGAGACGACAUCAACCUGUGA
Molecule: messenger RNA, 402 nt
Organism: Aspergillus neoniger CBS 115656
Lineage: Eukaryota; Fungi; Ascomycota; Eurotiomycetes; Eurotiales; Aspergillaceae
Exons: 3
Coding region: 1-402 (133 amino acids)
Source: RefSeq, a predicted model, not a curated record